Messenger RNA from Portunus trituberculatus (swimming crab), 3447 nucleotides. RefSeq lists its product as uncharacterized. Bases 1224 to 2306 code for a protein of 360 amino acids. The transcript has 5 exons. Gene Ontology annotation, cellular component: DNA-dependent protein kinase-DNA ligase 4 complex; nucleus; DNA ligase IV complex. Gene Ontology annotation, molecular function: DNA binding. The record is from RefSeq and is a predicted model, not a curated record. Gene Ontology annotation, biological process: DNA recombination; double-strand break repair via nonhomologous end joining; response to X-ray. Lineage: Eukaryota; Metazoa; Arthropoda; Malacostraca; Decapoda; Portunidae.
ACGUUAGACCAUUUGUUUAGCUUGGUUGUGUAAGUGAGAGCGUGUUGUCGUGGUGGUGACGUUGUCAUUAUUGUAUCCUGUCAACAAUCAACAAGGGAAGCUCACCAACCAUGUCAAUUAGCCAUCUCAGUGACAGGCUAUGUGACUCGUAAGUGGUAGGUGUGCAUAACAAGUGUUGCCGCUCGGCCGGGUUUUAUCAGAUUUAUCUUUAUCAUUUCAACAAGCACUUUUCAGGCUAUAAAAGGCAAAUCAUAUCGCGGUUUCGAUUGAUGUUUUGAAGGUUAAUUUGUUUGUUGAGUUUUGAUAUUCACACAUACAUAUAUAAAUAUAGGUGUUCAUAAAUAAAUUCAGCAUCAGUCAGCCGCAGAAGUAUGCAAGGGUCAAGUACUAUAGAGUAUAGUAUAGAACAGGUGUGGGCAAACUACGAUCGAAUCGCCAAAGGAAUCAUUUCAUGUGGCCCGACAAAUAUUCGUAUAUUUGAAAGAGCAAGUUAAUAAACAACGCCAAAUGGUACUGUGAGCAUUUCAUUUUCUUCCCGCAAGUGUGCACGUGCGUGUGAGAAUGGCUUUUUCUUUAGAAGCCUUUAAUUUUGUAUCUUAAAUAUUAAUGACUUUGCGUUAAUAUAAUAUGUGGCCCUCUAAAAUUGUGAUUUUUUUUUUUUUUAAAUGUGGCCCUAGCACUGAAAAGUUUGCCCACCCCUGAGUAGAAGGAAAGCGGCACACAUAGGAGCCACCCACACCACACCAUUAAGAUCAAGAUUAUCCUAAAAGUAAACAAAGCCAAAUAAUAAGAAAAAUAUAGCACGGGCAGGCUUUGGAGCCACCCUAACAACAUCAACUAUCAAAUCUCUGCCUCGACUCGAUAACUAGUGACUUGUAAACACUUCAGGUAGCAGUGAGGUGAAGAGGAAGAGAAAUCACAUUACCAAACACAAGAGAACAAUAAAGAGGAAGAGGAAGGAGAGUAAGGGUAACAGUGAGGUAAAGAGGAAGAGGAAACUACAAUAUCAGACGGAAGAGAAUAAUAAAGAAGAGGGAAGAGAGAAAGGUCAACAGUGAGGUGAAGGGGAAGAGGAAUCACAAAUACAAGAGAAUAAUAGAGAGAAAGAGUAACAGUGAGGUUAAGAGGAAGAGGAAUCACAAAUCCAAGAGAAAAAUAAAGAGGAGGAAGGAAGGUGAGGAGAAAAUAUGAACAUUCCUUAACACCUUCAGUGACAUUCAAACAUGGGGCUGAAGAGAAUGGGGCAAGACAGCACUCCAUUUUAUAUGUACUUCAAUAUUUCCUCAAGUGGUGAAAACAAGCAGGAAUUGGAAGCAGUUGUCUUGACGAAGGAUAAUCCCACCAGGCUGAAGGUGACAGCAAGCAGCGACGACCUGCAGCGUUGGCGUGUCAAACUGGGCAAGUCAGCGGAGGAAUACUUGGGGCAGCUGUGUGAGGCGGUGGCCAGCGAGGACGACAAUGUUGAGGUGUUUGAGGUGCAGGGCGACCACCUUGUCUGGAAGCAGUACUUCCCUGACAAGGGCAUCUACGGCAAGAAGGGAAGGUUUAAGAUGGAAAAGGUGGAGUACAAGGAAGCAGUGGAGCAGGUGCUGGCUGGGGUGGUGGAAGACCUGCACAAGUCCUCUCGUGAAGUGCACAGACUCACACAAGAGACUCAGGAGAAUGCCAUCAAGCUGCUCAAGGCCCAAGAGUUGGCAUCUGAGAGUAUUCAAAUCAAAGAGGAUUUUGAGAGGGAGAUCUAUAGCAAGUGUGCUGCUCUCAUCAACGCCAAGAAGCUGAGGAUCCACCAGCUGCGCUCCACCCACCCCAGCAGCUCAGCAGGUAGAAGUGGCUGUCUUGUCCGCACUGGUGAUGAGGUGGCAACCAGCAGUACACCACCAGUAAAGAGACCACGGAAACAGGAGGCAGACAGUGACGGAUACAGCUCAGAUACAGAUGUGGAUGAUCCGGAUGAGGAAAUUGACACAGAUGAGGAGAAAGCGACUAGCCUCUCUCCAGUCAAGCUCAGUAAAGAUAGAGGGAUGGCCAAGCAAGAUCAAAAUGAAGAAAAGACCAAAGAUUCCAACAUUCCAGACUCACAGGAGCUUUUCAAUAACAGUAUAGAGGCAGAGCUGUUCCCGAGUGUCACAGUGGUGCAGCAAAAAGCCAACAGUUCAACAUCACAUACAAACCUGAGCAUCCAGUCACCGCCACAGUUAGUUAGAAGCAAUGCAGCCCAGCCAGUCCCCUCGUCAUCUAGUCCUGCCACAUCCAAAGAUGAUUGUGAUGAUGAAACUCAAAUGUCUAUACUUAACACAUUAUUUUAACAUUUUUGUUAUUAAUGGUUCUCUCUCCAGGGAAAAGACUAUUAGAAUGUGAUAGAAAAAAAGAGAAAAAGGCCAAAGAUGACUGAUGAUGAUAAACAAAUGUCAGUUCUAUGAGUUGUUUUAUAUUUUUCUGGCAUAAAGUUUUUGACCAAGGCAAGAAAAAGUAGGAAAAAAGAAGGAAAAAGUCUCACAAUAUACUAAUUAAAAAGAAAUGUUUAUAAAAGAUAUCCAGAAAUGACAAAAAAAACUAAAAGGUGUCAAAAAAAAAAAUAAAAACCUCACUGAAGAAAGCCAGUCCCCCAUAAUUCAUAAUUGUCCUGAAGUGUUUGUGGAAGAUACUGAGGCAAAGUGUCUUGAAACGUCCUUUCAGUGAUGCAGGAAGUGUGUUACGUGAUGCAAUGCAUGUCUUAGAGGCAGUGCAGUGAACGUUCUAUGCAGCAGUGUGAGGUUGUGAGGUGCUUACUCUUGUUGUUCUUUGUUAAAAUAAUUUUGUUACACUGAUUUUGGGAAAUUUAUCUAUAAAUUUGCAUUACUCCCAUCUGUCUUUCAUUGGCGGGUCAGUUUAUUUUGUUUCUGUUUAGCAAAACUUUAUAUUUCAUUGUUACCAUUGACGUAAUCACAUUUUACCGAACUUGACUCAAAGUACCUAAUACCUGAUUCUCUGCAAAUUUAUGAACUGUAUUGGUAAUUACUAUUUUUGUUCUGUUUAGUAAAAGCGAAUUUCAUUGUUGAAUAUGUCAUUACUAUUGCUCUAUAUACAUUUAAUCUGACGUAAUUUAAUUGACAUGUGGAAAUAAUUCAAUAACAAUGCCAGUUUACUUUGUUGUUUGUUGAGGGACUGACUGACAGAGAGAGAGAGAGAGAGAGAGAGAGAGAGAGAGAGAGAGAGAGAGAGAGAGAGAGAGAGAGGUUUGUGCUAUAUAUUUUUAAGUGUGUUAAUGUUCUGUUAGUUUUAUGUCACUGAUGCAUUCUUAAAAUACUACCACCGCCACCACUUACUACUACUACUACUACCACUUUUACAAUAUCAACUAUCUUUUCACAUUUGAAAAGAAAUAUAAGAUGUUAUAAGAUUAUUUUUAAAGAUUAUAUUACUUAUGCCAUUUAUAUUCUGAUUAAUAAAUGCUUGUUGGGAUAAAAA